Molecule: messenger RNA, 5910 nt
Organism: Homarus americanus (American lobster)
Lineage: Eukaryota; Metazoa; Arthropoda; Malacostraca; Decapoda; Nephropidae
Exons: 9
Coding region: 644-5380 (1578 amino acids)
Biological process (GO): positive regulation of apoptotic process; protein phosphorylation; intracellular signal transduction
Cellular component (GO): nucleus
Molecular function (GO): ATP binding; protein serine/threonine kinase activity
Source: RefSeq, a predicted model, not a curated record
GGUGUCUCGGGGUGGUGGUGCAGUGCCGCUUUCGUUGCAGUGCAUUCUUGGUUCGGUGCCGCUCCUGCCGUAGUGCCGCUCCAGGUGCAGUGCCUAUGGGGCUGGUAGAGGCAGCAGUCUGUAGCCGCGGUCGUGGAGUUCCUCGUUGUGGACGCUGUAUCAUCAGGGAUAUUAUAUACUGUUGUUAUGACCUAGAGUGCCAGCCAGACCCCAGGCGGCGGUGCUCAGAAGUCUGCAACCUCUAGUGGGCCACAAGGAACUAACCUCGCUGCUCAAGGCCAUUAAGGGUCACUCAUGGUCACGCUAGUCUUCCACUGGGGUCGAAAUCAUUUCCCAGGUCACAGGGGCUCACAAUUACCGGCCCAAGUCACCAGAGGGCUUGAAGUCGCUCCCUUCAGGACACAAGAGGUCACAACUUCCAAGAGACAAAAACAGCUGCCAGAGGUCACAACGGGUCACAGUCUACUUCUUAAGUCACCAGGGGUCGCAGUCACAUCUCCAGGUCACCAGGGGUCACGAAAGGUUAGAGUCCCGGGCGAGGAGCGUGCGGGGGAGGCGGGAGAAGAUGAUCAAGUGUUAGCAGUGAGUGACCUCGCCUGACCUCCUCCAGUGUAUAGUUGACGCCACACCCGCCACCGACGCAAUGCCUCAGAAGUGCCGCCAGCGAAAAAUGAUUGUCGUCGAUGACUGCGAUCCCGAAGGAGAGCUACCUGACCCCUUCCCCCCAAGGAACGUCAAAGUCAAGCAAGAUGUGGACAUGCACACAUUCUACGAUAUCAAGAAGGAGAUUGGAAGGGGAAGGUUCGGCACGGUGUACCUGGUGGAGGACAAGGCGACGAGACAAAAGUUCGCGGCCAAGUUCGUCAACACCAAGAGAAACCAAGACCGAACCAACGUAGGGCGGGAGGUUGAAAUUAUGAAGGCUCUCAACUCAGAGUCUCCCCAUCCGAGGCUCAUACAGCUCUACGACGCCUACGACAUGAUCAAGGAGAUGUGCCUCGUCCUGGAGAUAGUUGAUGGCGGGGAACUGUUCGAACGCGUGAUCAACGACGACUUCAUCUUGUCUGAGAAGGCCUGCACCGUGUUCAUCCGUCAGAUCUGUCAGGGCAUUGAAUUCAUCCACUCCAAAAACAUCCUGCAUCUUGACAUGAAGCCUGAGAACAUCUUGUGCUUGUCGCGGGAGGGCAACAGAGUCAAGAUCUGCGACUUCGGGCUGGCUCGCCGCUACGACCCGCGCAAGAAGCUGCAGGUACUCUUUGGGACCCCAGAAUUCGUCGCCCCGGAGGUGGUCAAUUUCGAACCAAUCAGCUUCGGCACUGACAUGUGGAGCGUCGGCGUCAUCUGUUACGUGCUGCUGUCAGGUCUUUCACCAUUCAUGGGCCACAAUUAUGUCGAGACUAUGACCAAUGUCACACACAACAAGUACGACUUUGAGGACGAAGCCUUCAACUAUAUUUCAGACGAGGCCAAGGAGUUCAUCCAGAAGCUGCUGGUGCUGGAUAAAAGUUUGCGCCUGACCCCUGCACAGUGUCUUCGUGAUGACUGGCUAAAGAAACCUCCCACUUGUAUACUCCACCGUAGCCACCCAAAAGAAGAGUCUGAAUCUGAGUCAGAAUAUGAUUCUGAUUAUGAAUUAACAGAUUCAGAUGAUUCAUGUUUUCAUGUAAAUUUUGUGAAUGAGCAACAACAAAAUGAAAAGGAGAGGAAAAAGAAAGAAGAAGAAGAAUUCAGGAAACAGGUUGAAGCCAAAAGAAUAGAAUUAGAAAAACAAGUUGAAGAUAGAAAAAAAGAAUUGGAGAAAAUGGUUGAAGCUAAAAAUAGAGAAGAAGAACUACAGCGAACAAAGGCACAACUGAAAGAGUUUGUGGAGAGGUGGAAUUCACACCCUAACUCCCCAUAUCUGGUAGGCACACCCAUUCCUCUAGAUCUGCAGAAGCUGGUGAAGACAGGAGGCUGGGACUCCAGAGCUUCUUUGACUUCCUUAGGUGUAGCACCACCAUCUGAUGGUGAUGAUUUCGCUCAUCUUGAUGAAGACGGGUUUAACUUUAAUGACCUUGAUGAUGCAACUGGUCGAGGGGUAUUGAUUAAUGAUAUUGACAAUCAGGAGGAGUUUACAAUGUAUACAAUUGAACCACCGCCAUCUCUCACCAAGCAGCCAUCACCAGAGGAAGUGGCCAAAGAAUUAGAAGGCAAACUGACACAACUGCAGCUGAAGGAUACAGUGAAGUCAAGCAAGGAGACAGAUUUAAUAGAAAGUCUCCAAGAUCAUGUUGUACCCAAUAUAUGUCAAGCCACUAUUGUUGACAAGCAAGAGGAAACGAUCAAAACAGAGAAAAUGCAGAGUAAGAUAACAAAUAAGAAUGAUGAAAUGAAUAAAAGUAAAGAAACAAUGGACAGAUGUGAUGAAAAACAACCUAAAGGUACAAAAAUCUUGGAAAUAAAGAAAGGUGAACAGAAGAAGGCUAGUGAAACUCAAAAUGAAACGAAAGAAGUGCAAGCUAAAGUUAUAGACAAACUCCAAAAAAUGAGCAAUUGUGAAAUAGAUAAAGACAAGAAGGCAUUUGAAGAACAGGAGAAAAUGAGAAAUGUAAACACAAACCUAGCAAAGGGCAAGGAUAACCAGGAGAUAAAUAAUAGUGAAGUUAGUCAGACUGUGAAAGAAAAACUCAAAUCUACAGACAGAAAAAUGUCCAAGGGAUCAAAGUCUAAUAUUUCAGAAGAGCCGCUAGAGGCAGAACAGAUCAUCAACGACAUACUCAAUGUAGAUCACAAAGGGGCUUAUGAAGAGUAUAAGAGGAUGGUAAGUGAAGCACAGAAGGUGAAGAAGGAUGAGCAAAAAUUAGGUGAAAACCUGAAAGAAAAUGGAGAUAAGGAGCAACAUGAGCAGAUACCUAACACUGUGCCAAAGACGACCGCCAGCAAGCAAGAUAACACUAACAAGAGAGGGGUACACAAGAUAAUAGUUAAUGGUGUACAGAAGAAAACAGAAGAACAUAAGAAGAAUGAAAUUAAAAAGGUGAAUUCAACAAAUAUAAUAAAGGAUACACAGAGAAGUUUUGCACAAAAACAAAACACUGACAAGAAGGCCAAUAAUGAGAAGACAGUGAACACUGAAGUAAAGCAGAAUGCGGCUGAGAGUUUGAAAACUCAAGAAAUUGAUAGGGCUGAACACAAAAGACUGUAUGAAGAGUAUAAGAGAAUGAUGGAAGAGAAAAAUAAUUCCAAAGUCAAUGAAGCUACUGAUAAACAAAAUAUUGUUGGCAAAGAGACUGUCACUCAGACUGGGGUUUAUAAUCAAAAUAAAAGUAAAGAACCAGAAAAGUUAAUUGAUGCCACAACAAUGAUGACAGAGAUCCGAAAGAUAAAUAACCCUGAUCAAUUACCAAAGGAACCACUAAAAAGACCUGAAAUCAUUGCUCUCCAGAAAGAGGAGUUGGGAGGAGGAGCAUCAAGACCGCGAAAGAAGUCCUUGCCUUAUUUAGAACAAGGAGGUGAAGGUAAAGAUCAAUCCUCAAGAAUCAUUACCUCUAAGCAAAAUGAAGAUAAGGAAUGCAGCCCUAAAAGCUCUAGAGGAAACACACCCACAAAGCAGCUCAAAAAGCAGCCAUCCAGAGAUGUGCCUCUUCAAGCCAACAUCCUAGAGAAAGAUGAUCAUGGAGGGACACCAGUUCUUCAGAUAUCUUUGAGAGUUGGUUCUCUGUCUUCUCAUGCCAGUGAUAAUGAAGGUGGAAGACGAGGUUCAUUGGAUAUGCCUGGGAGCCCUACACGUCGAAGCCGCAAAACUUCUCGUGAGGACAGGCCACCCUCCAGAGGAUCUGACAGGAGUACCCGAGGAGGAACUCCUCUUGCUAGCAAUUAUCGCCGACCAUCCCGGGAUGUUCCACUCAGUCUUGCUCAGAUUGAAAGUUUAGCUGCAGCCAGUGACCUAAUUAACCCUGACCCAGUGCCUCAAACCCAAGCUUGGCCUGACCUUAUUGUUGCAACUAAUGGUGAGAAUGAUGAAGAUCUGAAUGACUAUAAAGAUUCGUUGGAUGUUCCAGUUGCAACUUUAAUGAAGAGUCCAAGUGGGACAUUGACGUCAGUACCAGGGGUGACUGUUUCUCAGGCAGAUAAGCAGACCAAGGACACUUCACCAUCUCCUAAUCUAAAACAAGAUAACAAAGAGCAAACUACAGCUGAAGAUGAUUUAGCAUAUGUGUCAAAUAAUAAACUAGUGGCUUGGAUUUUAGACAUUGGCAAUAACCAAGUCAAACCUACUCCAUCCAUCAGUACAUCUGACCGUGUGAACCAAUGGGAGUCCAGAGAUUCCUCCCCAAAGCUGACACCUUCUCCUUCCAGAGAUCGAUCUCCAAGGCCCAGAGACAGAUCCCCAUUACCAAAUGGUAGAGAGGGAGAUAAAUCCCCUGCAUUAGUACAGCCACAACUACCAUUGCAACCCAUGUCUCAAGAAGCAUCAUCAGACAACCUUUGUAUCCAAACACCAUGGGGGACUCUAAGACGCUCUCCAUCCAAAAGUAAUUUAUCAAAAUCUCCUCCUUUUGAGGUAUUGGCCACAAAAGUGGGAGAUGUAGUAACUAAUGGACAGAGUAGUACAGAAAUUUUAGCUGCAAAAUCAGAUGACAGCUUGUCUGUUAGUAGCUCAACUCGGUCUCCUUCUCCAAAAAUAAGAGUGCCUCGACUUCAGAAGCAAGAGGCUGUGGAAGUGGCAGCAGAUACCUUUGAUUCUCAGUCUUGUCCACGGGUGAGUGGUGAAAUAACUCCUAGACCUCCAGAAGAGAUUAAGGAAACAUAUAAAUAUGAGGUAGAAGAUAUUGAUAGAAGAACUGUAGUCAAGAAGGAAGAUUACAAGAGUCAUACUUUGCCAAGGCCCUCUAAACUUAUGAAGCAGAGAUCAUCUGACUGCUUAAAUUCAUUUGAUAGAAAGAAAGAGGUCAAGAAACCUCCACCUAUUGACACCAAGAAAGCCAAUGAAGAGAGCAACACUCAUAGCCUCAAGAGGAAAAGUAAAUUCCCUCCCUCACCAAACCAGAAGAAAAAGAUCGGUCCAAUGCUCUUCUCUGCUCAGGACCGUAUAUCCCAAUUUGAGCAGAAGCCAGCCUCCAACUACCCACCUCAACGACCUAUCACAAGAACCAGAAGUAAUGUAGUACUUAACCUAUGUUCUGAGAAACAGCCAUGUGAUGUUAACAAGAAUGGCCUUAGUGGAGCCAAGGUGGUCGACAAAACUCAAGUUGGGUACCUAAGGACGAGACUCUUAGACAAGGUGGGCAAGAAAGCAGCCACACUUCCUGAGGAACCUGCCCAGAGUGAAGACCCUAUCCACAAGAACACUACUAACAACAGACAAAGCAGUGCUGGUAAGCCAACUUUCCUGCGUUAACAUAAGUUCACGUAAUUGAAUGUCAAAUUUUGUCGAUAUUUAACUUCAAGUGUAUAUCACAUUAAUGUGAGUUGUGAGGAUGAGUGCUGCACUAUGUUGUCACUCUCACACAUCUGUAUCUUGGGGUAAAUCCACCGGAGAGAGCAGUUCAUCUCACUAUUUGUCAUCCAUGUAUUCUGAGUGUACUAUGAUCAUCCCUGUCCAUAUUACUGUAUCAUAUUAUUCAUUAUUAUUAUUAUUAUAAGAGAACUGCAUGUUUUUAACCAUGAAGUAUCAUAAAAAAUACCUGAUCAUUUGCCAAAGUACUGUAUUAAUUUUUGUUUUCACUAAAUGUAUUUUCUACAUAUCUGGUAAUUAUUUACUUUUAAACAUUCAUCAUCUACACCAGCUGUGACCAUAAUAUUCUGCUUCGAUGAAUAAUAUGCUUGCCAGAAUAGCUUUCUUAAGAAAGGAUUUUUGUUAUUAUUGCUUCAUAAGCAUGGUAAUUGUCGUUCUUUUUGCAUUAUUAUAAAUAAAAGAAAAUUAUAGAA